This is a messenger RNA of Manihot esculenta (cassava), 1557 nucleotides long. Its product is annotated as stemmadenine O-acetyltransferase. Bases 36 to 1361 code for a protein of 441 amino acids. Lineage: Eukaryota; Viridiplantae; Streptophyta; Magnoliopsida; Malpighiales; Euphorbiaceae. The transcript has a single exon. The record is from RefSeq and is a predicted model, not a curated record.
GUUUUCCCAAGAAUUUCACAAGACCAGUUGUUAAGAUGGAAGUUAAAAUUGUGUCAAGAGAACUCAUAAAACCAUCUUCACCAGCAGCCCAAUCCCAGAAACCCUACAAACUCUGCCUUUUGGACCAGCUUACUCCUCACUACUAUACACCGAUGAUCCUCUUCUACCUCAUGAAUCCUUCUCAUUCCACCAUAGCCUUGUCUCACCUGAAGAAUUCUCUUUCAAAGACCCUUAAUCUUUAUUAUCCUUUCUGUGGAAGGAUAAGAGAUGACCUCUAUAUUGAUCGUUUCAAUGAAGGUGUUCCAUUCUUGGAAGCCCAAGUUAAUUGCCGCAUGUCUGAUUUCCUUAGACACCAUGAUAUUGAGUAUCUGAACCAUUUUCUUCCAUGCCAGCCCUUUACCAAGGAAUCAGACAUGAACACACCUCUCCUUGCAGUCCAGGUGACCAUGUUUACUUGUGGAGGAAUAGCAGUAUCCAUGUGUGCGUCACACAAGCUCUGCGAUGGAAAUACUGGUAGGGCUUUUAUCAAUACUUUGGCUUCUGUGUCCCUUGGAGAUCUUAAUGGUGUUAGCCUCCCAAACCUCAGUGAGGCAUCGCUGUUUUUUCCACCAACCACUAAGUUUCCACAAAAUCAUUUAUCUCUCAUGGAUAGCUUGUGGUUCACAGAAGGUAACUAUAUUACAAGGAGAUUUGUGUUUGAUGCAAAAGCAAUAGCUGCUCUAAGGGCUAAUGCAGAAGAAAAGCUUAAGGCUAGGCCUUCACGUAUUGAGACAAUAUCUUGUUUCAUUUGGAAAUGCUGUAUGGCAGCUUCAAAGGCAGUUUCAGGUUCAACCAAACCAUCCAUUUUGCUUGAAGCAAUGAAUCUCCGGCCACAUACUAAGCCCCCCAUGUCUAAUUCUUCUAUUGGUAAUCUCUUUUGGUGGGCUCCAGCAGUUGCUCACCCAAACGACACAAACACAGAGAUGCAUGAACUCAUAAAGCUAGCGAGCGAAGCUAUUAAACUGUAUAAGAGUGAUUUCUCACAGGCAUUACAAGGUGAUGGUGGGCUUGAAACUAUGUCUGAACACUUGAACCAGCUAGAAGAGUUGGUUUCCUUGGAGAAAGCAGACAUAUUUGCAUUUACAAGUUGGUGUUAUCUUGGUCUCACAAAGCUUAAUUUUGGAUGGGGAGAGCCCUAUUGGUUUGCUUUCAUGGGAAAAGUUGGUCCUGCAUUUAGAAACCUCACUCUGUUAAUUGAAACGAAAGAUGGUAAAGGGAUUGAGGCGUGGAUCACCUUAGAUAAAGAAAAAAUGAGUAUUGUAGAAAAUGAUCCUGAGUUCCUAGCUUUUGCCUCGUCAAAUCCCAAAAUUUCAAGCCUGUAACCUUUGUUUAAUUGUUCUAGUUAGCCAGUCAUCUUUAAGAUGAUCAUCAAUAAAUCAAGUCAUUAGAAGGCACCUUUGGUAGGUUGUUUUAUGGUUGGCAGCUGGGCUUUGUGCUUCUUACAAAGUUUCUCUCUGUUAUUAAAAAAUUUGUCAGCCUAUCAAUUUACCCAUUUAAUUUUAAUUUCCUUCUUGAAAA